This is a messenger RNA of Bemisia tabaci, 11257 nucleotides long. NCBI's taxonomy places the organism in Eukaryota, Metazoa, Arthropoda, Insecta, Hemiptera, Aleyrodidae. The record is from RefSeq and is a predicted model, not a curated record.
UCACAUUACGCGGAGCACAACGUGGGAGGACCCGAGGAAAGCUCUGGCGGCGCAAGUGCAGAGCGUGCAGAACCAGCUGGCGGCCCAGUGCAACGCGGCAGCGGCGGGCGGCGGCGGGAACCAAACCUCCGGCUCGGAUCAGCAGCUCUCCUCCUCCACAACUUCAGUCACAUCCCCAGGAGGCGUGGGAAAGAGUCCGGGGCCCCUUAGUCCAGCUACGAGUCCCGGCUCGCUGGGCCCCCUGCCCGAGGGCUGGGAGCAGGCCCUCACGCCCGAAGGCGAACAAUACUUCAUCAACCAUCAGACCAGAACUACCUCUUGGUUCGACCCCAGGAUACCUCAACAUAUGCAGAGGACACUUUCUGCUGGUGCUAUACUGCCAAGCGGUUGGCCGCCCACUAUCUCCUCGACGACCAACAGUCAAGCCAGUCAACAACAGCUUCGUCUUCAGUCGCUGCAAUUGGAAAGAGAAAAACUCAAAGCUAGGCAAAGAGAGAUUUUCCGUCAACAAGAAUUCAUGCUGCGCCCCAAUUCGACAGCAGAUCCAUUCCUGUCAGGACUGACUGAUCAUUCACGACAGGAGUCGGCCGACAGUGGCUUAGGGAUGGGCAAUAACUACUCUCUACCUCACACUCCAGAAGAUUUUCUCAACACGGUAGACGAUAAUAUGGAUGGUGUUAGUGAAGGUGGAACUUUAGGGCCAUCAGACAUGAGCACCUUAGAUUCUCAAGAAAUGAGUUCAUUGACUGAUACUAUUGACUUGACAGAAGACCUUGUUCCUUCAUUGCAGCUAGGUGAAGAACUGUCCAGUGACAUCUUAGAUGACGUUCAAUCUUUAAUUAAUCCUACUAGCAAAGCUGACAAUGUUUUGACAUGGCUUUGAUUCGAAGUGCCACAGAAACCAGCCGUCAAGUGCGAUUGAUUGCUCCUGGAACUCCACAGCCAUUCGACUAUCCAGUGUGGCAGGAACCAAUCGACAAACAAAUUUGAAAUCCAACAUGUCGCAGCCCCAUUUAUCCGGAGUGCAUUUAUGCUACGCAGUGGCACAUGCAUAGUUAUUUUUAGCUUUUUUAUUGAAAUGUUUGCUUUAAUGUUUUACUUUGCCCGUGGAUGGGUCGUCCAUAAUUCUGUUUGUUUUAUGUUGCCUGUCUUCAAAUUAUGUCUUUCAAGCUAGUGCCUUUAUGUAAUGUCAAGCAAUGAGCACGAAAAUGCCUGCAAGCAAUUCUCGUGUAGUUUUUUUUUAUAAAUCUAUAAAAUCUUGUCUCUAAGCGUUUUUACACUUAAAUGAAUUUUUAAGUGAAAAAUUCUUUUAUUAUUGUGGUGCGAAAAAAUUUCAGCCUGCAAAAUUUGAAGCAGUUAGUCUCUGUCCCAUUAAAAAUAAGUUCUAUCCUCUUUUGUAUAUCCUAGAAUUCGAAAUGCAUUUAGUUUUAGAAUGAAUAAUUCUUACCUUACGUUAUAAGUAUCGGUGUUUUAUGACAGUGUGGACUACAAAAGUUUAGAAUUAACUAACAUACAAACAUUGACAGCAGUACUUUUUUUAAAUAAUAAAAUUUAAUUUAAACUAGUAAUUGGACUUAAAUUUAGAGUCCUCAAAACAUUUUGGAGAAUUUCGAUGGUCAUUUUGACUUGUAAAUAAAAGAUAUGUUUGUGCGUUGAGUGAUUUAGGAAUGUUUCAGAUUUGUUUUCUAGUUUCUCCUUUCCCACAGUUCUAGAGUUCUUACAAGCUUUUUAAUCCUCUUUUAAAACUUAAAAGGCACUUGUCCGGUGAAGAUGUGAAAUAUAUUUUAGACCUUCCUAUUUUAGCCUUGGUUUCCAUUAUGAAGCUUUUAAUGAUCAAAUAUCGUCCCUCUUCUCCCUGCAGCAAUUAUAGAUUUAUGAUUCAUGCCGUACAUUGAGCUGUAAAAUAUUAAAUUUUAUCAUUACUCAUUCAAGUUAAGAUUAACCUUUACAACUUCUUUUAUCAGUUGCCAAUGUUCAUGCUCUAUCAAAGUCAUAUUAACCUUGUCAUGGCUAAAGAUAUCGUAUUUUUACUACAUUUAUUUCAGUUUUUCUCCUCAUUUUAGCUAUGAUCAAAUAGAUGCCUCUAUGAUUUUUGCCCUUAAAAAUUUAUAGGUGUGUUAAAUGUUUCCCCCAAAUCGUUAUGGCUUUAUUCAGGAUUUAUGCGGACUAAUUGUACCUCUCAUAAACUAUCAUGCCUUCUGAGCUAAGAAAAAACAAUAUAACAUUUCACACCACAACACCUUAAGAGCUGUUCUCAAAUGUGCCUUGAUCAAUGUCUCUUCAUGGAUGAUGGUUUUUAUAAUGAUGAAAAUAAUUUUUUACAGUUUCGUAAAAAUUUCUAACAUUAAGUCCUAUUUUCAAAUACCAGUAAGAAUUUUAUUUUUGAAAUGUUUGUGCUGUUUAUUGGGUUUCCAUGGACAAUAUUUUCACGGAUUUCUUUUUAUCGUACUUGAAUAUUUUGGGUCAAAAAAAUUUGCAACGUCUUUCAAUAGGUAGUUUCUUAAGAAAAUUGCAUUCUGACUGAACUAUCAACAAAUAUUCCGUUCUUUGUUUUUCUCCCAGAAAUCUCUAUAAAGAUCAGGUCCUAUCAAGAAGUUUAAGACAUCCCCACAGUAGACGGCUGCUUUAAAUUUUGCAGAGCAUAUCUUGCCCUAAUCAUUUUCUGAAUUCGAUUUGGAUCAACAGUCAAAAUCGAUCGUACAUCUUUCGGCUGGUUGUAAGCGUAAGCAGAUUUGUUAAUAGAUAAUUCUAGGUUAAGCUCUGUGAAAUUACUCAUUUUAGAUUUUACUGUAUUUAAUUUAUAUCUUUGUCGUGAAAAUAUUUUGUCCUUUUUUGGAACGUCCGUCCAAAAACUGUAACCAAGUGCCUAAUGUCCUUCCAGAAACAGAUGGAAAAUAAUUAGAUAUAUCCAAAAAGACAAGUAUUAUGUUGGAAUAAUAUUUGUUACCUUCUUUGUAUAUUUAUACAAUGUUGUGAAAAUAAUGUGAUCUUAGGUUAUUGUAGAUGGCUUUCCGCGCGAUUUUGUGUAUCGUAUAUUUUGAGCCAACCUUCUCUUUCAAAUAGAUGUCCCUUACAAGCUAUAAAUUGUUUUGCAGAGAAAAUUUAUGAGAAAAGAAAAGAAGAAUUAAUGCUGCGAUUGUUCUCCUGAAAUUUUACAAGUAACCCUUUAACAAAUCUCAGAUUUGUUCUCGUUCAGAAGGCCUCCGAAGGUUUUGUUUUGCAGAUGAGCAAGAAAUCUCCUGAAUUCGUGGACAAAGUAGAGAAAUCAUGUUUGUGACUCUAGAAGCAGUGAGGACCAUUAGUUUUUUCGCAAAGUGCAAGGACUCUCUGAGCGAACUCAAUUCUUUAACAUGUCUAGACUGUCAGGCAAAACUUUUAAAAGGAAAAUUCUCAACCUGGACUUAGUAUUUUUGAUAAAAUCAUCAAAAUCAUUGGAUUCAGCAAAUCCGUGAAAAUUGUGUAGAAUUCCUUACAAAUAGCAUGUUUGAUCAUUGCAAAAAUCAUUUUGGCUUAUUAAAAAUUCAUAGAGAAAAGUACAGAAGGUGGUGGCGAGCGGAGGAGUGUAUAUUUCUACUCCUCCGCAAGCCAACGCAGGUCUACCAAAAAUCGUGACAAAGUUGGGUCAUCUUAGCAUUCAGCUAUAUCUACUCUGAAGCCUUACUCUAUUUAGCUGAUCGGCUGAUGUUUGUUUCUAUGUCAAAACUGAAUUUGAGGGCUGCUGCCUUAUUGUCAUCACAUUUCUAUAUUUUCUCUAUGUUGAAAACUGGAAAAACUUUUUAUUAAUGUGAUGGGCCUAUUUAAUUUCGAAUGUAACGAAAUUAUAAUGAAACAGUUUGCUGCAUUUGUACGUAUAUAAAAGUUUUAAUUUGUUUGUUUUUUCUCCCAUUACUUCUCCUUUUUACCAUCUUUUUCUCUCUUAUUUUUUUACCACCUAACACAAAAUAACAACGGUAAAAAUCAUCUCAAAACUUAAAGUAGUAUCCAAAAAAUACAAGGCUCUCAAUGUGCUUUUCACCAGAGCAUUCGACGAAAAAAUUAAACUUUUUUAACAAUUCAAACAGUAACUUUACUCCAGCUUUUUCUGGUUAAAUAGUUGUGGUCCUUGUUUUACCACGAAAAAUGAUAGGUUCUGCUCCUUCCAAGUCUAACAAAAUUAAUGAUAUCUCAAAGUUAUUUCAAGGUAGUCUUGAUUCGGCCAUGAAUUAAUGAAGUGAACUUAAGCUAAAAAGAACUCUCUAUUCUUCCUUUGGAAUUUACAUUUCUUUCUUUCUCUCACGAACUUUUCCCAAUAAUGAAAUUGAAGUUUUUUCAGUUGUGAUUUUCAAUUAAUUAAUUUUUCUUCUUAUUUUUUGGCAGAGGGAUUUCCUUUAACCUGAUGUUUAUAAGUGAUUUUUUUUUGUUUCUACUAUCUUUCUUUCAAAAGGAUGACAAGUGAGUUCUCCAAUAUGAUUUUCUCUAAAAGCUCAUCGACAGCAUAAGUCUGCAAUCACAUAUCUCGUUUGCGGUGUCCGAAAAUCUCCGUCUCUUUGUUAUUUUUUUAAAGGAAAACCGAGUCAUGUGAUUGCCGACUUACACCGUCGUCAUGCUUGAUUGUCCUUCUUAGAUUGCAAAACAAAAGUUUUGAUCCUUUUGGAAAAUCCAUCAAGAAGUUUGCACUCCUGCAAAAGUCGAUGUGUCAUUGUCCGUGCAAAGUGACAGAAGAGUGUAAGUCUUGGGUUCUCAAGUACCUUUCAAUCGUGAAUUCACAGAAUUAAAUGUAUUUAACUUUUCAAUUUUAUUUUUUCAUUCAUUUCUUAUCAAUCUUUUACUGUGCUCAAUUUUUGAUGAUGUUACCUGUGACUUUGUAUGCGUGCGUUUGAGUGGUUUUGCGAGAAUCUCAAUAAGUGUUUAGUGAAAGUCGUAACUCGCAAUUUAUUUUAACUUAUUCUUUUAAUGUUUUUAAAUGAUUUAUAAUUUAUAUUUAUUAGCUCCGUUUUACUCAAAAUGUGAACCUCCUUCUAUCUUUGUUACUUUCUUUGAAAAUUUUAAACUUUAUUCUUCAUAAUUGUAUUUAAAAAUUUCUUGGAUUCAUGCUCUGCAGUUGUCAGAAUUUGAGUCUUUAAGCUCAGUGGGCGCUUUCUUAGAGUUAUGUUUAUAUUUUUUGUUUAAUCUUUGCUAUGUGUAAUAACUCAGCGAAACUAUUAUAUCAGACUAAACUAGAGGCAGAGAUAAUUCCAGUGUUGUUGAUCAACCCAGCUCAAAUUAUUUUCUCUCUCAAUCUUCAUUGAGUUCAAAAGUUUCCAAAAAGAAGAAACAUCUCUUUUAAUUAAUGAAACGUGAUGUCCAUAAAUCCAAAAUGUUUUUACGCUAUGUAUCAACAGCUUCAAAACAAAGAGUUGACAGACAGACUCUCAUUUUGCUUACUGUUUUGUCCUAGCUUCGCAAAAUUUUGUACUAAUGAGGGUCGGUUCUUUCAUUGACUGCAACCAAAGGAAUAGAACUGGAUUUUUGCAAUGUUCGUUACACAAGUAAUCUGAGAGAAUAGCAAUUCAGGUUUAGGAUGAACUUGUUGCGCAAGUUUCCUUGCCUUGACGUGAAUUUGCUCUUUUCUCUCUAUGAAAAAUGUUGAGAUAUCGGCAGGAGGAUUUUUCUAUGCAAUUUGCUUGGUUACCUCUGACAUUAAAGUGUCCAUGACUGUAGAUAUUUAAAUUUUCUGGAUUGAUAUUUUGUAGUAAUGAGUAAGAAAUACUUGUAUGCUUGUAAGACUUGAAAUAUGCUUGAAGAGUUUAUCUGUAUUGGGAGACUUAAGGAAGAAUAUACCAACGCGAGAGAGUAAUUAGAUCUUUGUGUGAGAGAAAGGAGGCUAAGUGGAAUUUGAUAUUCCAGCAAUGCCACAAACAGAGGACUUAGUGGCUGAAAGAAAAUUUUCCUUACAGUUUCUCUGGUGAUUGACUUAUUUUGAAGCAAAAGAAGUCUGCAGGAAAUUAACAAAUCCUCAACUAUCUUUGGGUUUUGAUGGUCUUUAUGUGUUCCUUGUUUCUGCACUUUUCAAAAGUUGUGCCACUGCCCCUCCCCAAUUGCAUUUGAAUUCCUAUUUAACGAAUGUAACCAAUCUAAAUUAUUGCACACAUGCCUUUUUUUCAAAUGUGUCAAUGUAGGUAGACUCUCUUUGCAUAAAUGUGCCCACAGAGAGCUACUCCAAGUCUUUUCUGGCUGACCUCAUUUGUUGCUUUUUAGAUUUUCUGAGAAUAGUUGAGCAGAAUGAGGUCUCCGUAGAACCAAAGUAUCCGUCAGAAAAAAAUCAGACUUGAUCCCCAGUUGUUUAGCUCUACAUCUGGGGCAAUUUUCUGAAUCAAUGCCUUUACCACGUUACCGUUCCAAAAGUUCUCAUUGUUCAAAAUUUAUCGAUCCAUUAACACAGAAUGUCAGCAGAACAUUUUUGAGCAGCUAUAAUUCUUUUCUCUUGAGACUCAGCUCUCCACAUGAAAUGGAGUGAAAUCUGUUGUCUUUUUGAGGUGCACUUUAUUUAGCUACACGUCAUUGCAACAAUGCACUAUUCCAUUGGUCAAUUUUUGUCAUUGAAGCUCCUGGUAACCUAUUAAUUCAAAGUCAAGAGGCUUCAACUUUAGACAAAAUCAUGUUUGAUAUUCAUAAGAAUUUUGGAAUGAAAGCCGAGAUAGGCAAAUCAACGCUGAGACUGCUAAAAUGCGUACCUGAUUUGUGGUGUUCCAAAAUCUCUGCUCCUAUUUUGUUUUGUUAUACAGAGACCAAAUGAACGUCAUGGCUUUACAGAAUACGCUUCCAAAGUUUUCAAGGAAUGAUGUUGAGAAUUUCAUUUCGUAGAAAAUGUAGUAUGACAGGAAGUCUGCAAUGCUGCAAACCGAGAUACGCAUUUAUGCAGUGUCACCAAGAUAAGAUACCUAAUUCUAAUUCAGUCUAAUAUAUUGGAUGUAUAUGGCAUCAAAGUUUGUCACCUAGACCGGCAGAUCAAUGUAUAUUUCCUUUAUACUUGAGUUAGUCUUAUCUUGUCAAUGGCUGUGAAUAUUCUCAUCUUAAGUUCAUUAAACAAGCCGAUUUUCACCGUAGGCAUCAAUCUUGAUGAAGCAAUGAAAAUAAGUAUAGUUUGAUGUGUAAUGUUCCUUAAGUUUUCACUGUAGUCUGAAGGGGGGAGGAAAAAAACAACAAAAAAAUAGCAUUAUCACCUCAAAUUGCUUGUAUUUUAGAUUGAUACAGCAACUCAAAUCAUUGAAAAUUUUUACGUCCAUUUUACUGUUCCUCGUGUCAUUGCUCUUGAUUUUUCAUGUAUGCUUGUAAUUAUGGUGCUUUGUGAGUGAAUGACCGUUAUUCUUUUAACAAAUUUUAUAACAAUUGAUCGUGACUGUUUUAAACUUUGUGUAAUCACAGGCACUUUUCUAAAGUUUUUUACAGUAGUCGUAAGCAUGUUUUGAAGGACGUUUUAGUGAGUUGUGCGAUAAAGUAUCUGUAUUUAAAGUUUGUACUUUUGUGUCCAGAUGUUUAGUACAGAUAGGCUUUUGUAAAUUCCCCUGCGCUUCUACCUUGUUUGUCCAACGACCAAUCAUUGCACGUAGUUAGGAAAAUGUAUUUUAAAGAGAACAAAGUGUGAUUUUUCUUGAAGAACCUUGCAUUUUCAAAACAUUUUUAUCUUUAUUCAAUAUUAGAGUCCACUCUAAGUAAGUUUAAGCACUUUUUGAGUGCAACAGAAGAGCUGUCAUCCUGAUUUUUGCAUUCAAUUUCAGUGCAAAACUGAAGACGAUGAUCUCCUGUCAACUCUAAAAGUGCGUAGACUUAUUUUAGUGUCUUUAAUUUAAGGUCAGAAAAAAAAAAGUGAUUUAAAGAUGUAAAUUCAAACAGAACUAGAGAAAGAAAUAGAGUUGAUGGAUACAUUUGUGAAAACCUCUGCCUGUAUUGGUAAAUCAAUGGAAAAUAAUGUCAUUUACAAAAUUAGAAAAAGAGCUAUCUUAUUUCUGCUAAAUUGAAGUAAAUUUUUUUAAUUCUCUUCUAUGCAGAAAUUUGCAAGGUUAGAUAGUUUCAGCUGUCAACAUAUUUAAAAACUUCAGCAAUUGAUAGUUUCACUUUUGUCACUUCCUUUCCAGCAAUGAUUUUUUGUACACAAAUAAUUUUAUUUCGAUUCAUCUUCUUUUUUAACUUUGAGGAGUGAAAACAGAGUUCUCGAAAGAUGCAUGAGCUUAAAAUUGAACUGUUGUUCAAACUUUCUGGGAAAGUAGCUUUAUAGAAUUUCCUCGGAUUUUAGGAAUCUCAAGAAUUUUGAUCUCGUAAAUUGGUUUACCAAAUCUGCACCCUCUAUAUUUUUAUAGUUUUCUGUAAAGUGAAUUCCUAUCAAAUUAAUAUCAUAAAACAUUUUGUUUCUUAUUGAGUUCAGCUUAUGUUAUAGCUACGUUAUACAAUCAAGAAAAUAUUUUUCUUUUACAGAGUUGUUGUACACGAAGUUGGCCAAUAGUUUUGUAUUUUUGGAAUGUCAUUAAUCUCUCUCUUUCUCUCUCGCCCUUUAUUCCCCUCUCUCCUUCCCUCGUUUUUUUCUUAAACUGUUCCGAUACAAUGUUUUGUUCGUCUCUGUUAAUGGAGGGAUUUCUUUUCAAUGAAGUCUGCUGUCUCCAAUUUUUCAUACCAGAGAAUACUAUGUAUUGUCUGAUCUAUUGUCGUAUUUUAGAUGUCUUUAUUGAUCAUGAUAAUAACAAUUUGAGAAGCCUUUUUUUAUGUUAUGUUGUAUUCAUUGUAAGUGAAGUGCCUUUAACUGUACAUUGCCCUUUUCUCAACAGAAAUUUUUUUUUAUUAUUUGAGAUAUGCCUGUUUAAGAUCAGUGUUUAAUGCUCUGCUCUUGAGAGCACAGAAAUAUUUAAAUUUUUUAGAUUUCCAUAGAAUCUUCCGCAACUUCUCAAUUUCUUAAUUUUAAUGAGUUGUUUGAGCGGUAUAUUAGAUCCCAUUGUUUUUAUAGCAUACUUUUUAAAAAUGCCAUGUUCAAUGCGUAUCAUUAUCAUUGUUAAGUUCAGAAUCCAAUUUCAAUUCUUCUCACUGCGUCUUUUGUAUACUUUAGAUUUUUUUUGGGGCAAUUAUUUUCAUUUUCACCAUGCCAAAAUUUUAAUGGAUACAUACUGAAAAGGAUAAAUAAUCUUCAAAUGCAGGGUGCAAGUGACAUUUUUGCUUAAAUUGAGGUAUUAUUUGAACUCAUUUCAAAAUUAACUCUGCAAGAAAUUUGACCCCAAAAAACCUUUUAUGAGGCUCCGUAUAAUUAUUGAACUUUCAACUCGCUUUUAUUAACAUUGUGAAAAUGUUUACUACCUCAUUCAUUCUCACUUAAUGGGUCUCAGUGAAAUUGAGUUUUCUCAAGGAUCCUGAGACCGAUUUUCAAAAUCUUAGGCUCAUUUUAAAUCUGAGAGUACGCGUAAUACAUACUUCUUUACCAAGUUGAUUUAUCUUUUUUGAUCCAAAAGAUACAAUGCCCCUCAUUCUUUCACAAGACAGCUCAGUUUUCCAUUUAGUCAAUGUAUCUCAACUUUUUUUCUUUAUCCUUAAAUUUUUUUUUGAUCUCAAGCUAUAAGUACUCAAAAAUAUACUCCACAUCGGAUUAUUCAAGCAGAUCAAAUUAUUAUGUGGGGGUCGCCUCGUGGCAUUAUCUGUAAGUCAGUUGUAAUGCUUCAUUCGUAAAAUUGAAUGAAAUGUAUUUGGAGUAACUGUUGUAAAAAUACUUGUUAUGUAAUGUAUCCUCAACUUCCUCAAUGAGAGAGGCGUAUUUCUUUCAUAUCAAUGCAAAGGUUACCAGGUGUGUGAGCAGAAAAAUUCUAGUUUUGAGGAGGAAAACAUAAAGUGAGUUGGCAAGGCUCAUUAUGAUAUCUCUGCCCAAAAAUCAGGUCUCUGAAACAGAGUUAGAUAAUCCGAUGCGGAGUGAAUGACAAUGACUGUCAUUUAAUAAUACUAGGUUAAAGAAUAUUAUAUUGGGCCUGAUACAAUUGAACAGGUGACAACCGAAUGUAGAUAAGCAAGUCUUCCUUUCAAUUUUGAAGGGUUUAAUCGCAAUUGAAGAAAGUGUCACUUUGGAAGGACAUUUAUGUUAAUGAGAAUGAUACGUUGCAAAUUAAAUGCCCUCAGAAAUGUAUGUUAUCAGUCUAUUUUUAGGUAUGUUUUUGUUUAACGCAGCAGAGGAUGCCUAUUCUUGGGAACCUCAUUGAGUCCGACAGUCAAAGCGUAGUAACAUCAUGCUUCAUGAGAGUGUGACAAAAAGUCCACAAUCUUGAAUCUUACACUUAAUCCUAAUUCUAAGAUGAAAAUUGCAGAUUUUCUGUCAUACUUAAAUAGUGCGCAAACUUAUUGGGCGGCAAGUCCAGUGUUACCUAUGGAAAGUUCAGAGCGGAGUGUAGCUGAUGACAUCCCUGCACUGACUGGGAGAAACGCUGGUUCCAAAUUCAAUUCUUUGAUUUAAACCUGUGUUGCUCCCAAUUUUCUGAUCUGCAAUUCAUAUGUGACCAUCUUCAGGAAAAGGAUAAGGAACCAAGUAUUCUCAGAAGAUAAUUUUUUUGCAGUGUUUCUUGUUGAGUUGGCAAAUCGGUAUUCUAUGUUUUCAUCGGAAAUUCAACAAAAAAGGUGUAGGAAAUGUCUCGGUCAAUUUUUAGGGCGCUUCGAAGGGCCGCUUUACUGUUCACAGACUCAUUUCAAAAUUUCAAAUAAUGUUUUCUCACCAACAGUUUCUUAUCUGUCAACCCAAAACACUCCUUCAUAUGAUUAUAGUAAUUAUCAAUUCAUGAAAGUUCCCUUUUCUGCGGAGGGUUACUUACUUAGUAGUCCAGUUAAAAAUGUUGGAAAAUUCUUCCUCAAUAUUUUGAAUGAAACGUAGCAAUUUGUUCAAUUCAGCAAUAUUAUCCGUUGUUAAUGAAUGUCAGUUUGUUUUAAGCAACAAACUUCGUUAUGUGAGAGUGUGAAUGAUUUUUCCGCUUCCUGUCUCUUUUGAUGCACCAGCAAUCCACCAAUUAGGCACUCUUAAUAAAAAUUGUCAAAUUACUUUGUAAAUAGAAAUUGUAUGUCUGCUAAGUUGUAAUGAACUAUUUUAAUAAGGCAUAUGAAUUAUCAGGAAACUUUUGUACCAUCAAAGAUGGGAAAAUUGUAAUGGAGAAAAAAGAACUGUUGUAGAAAAAUGAAACUCUUGCAGCUCACAAUCAUUGAGAAGUCUAAACCUUAAUUUUCUUGUAUUUUCAUUUCUUGAUGUUGUAUAAAAUUGAAAGAAUAAAGCAAUAUUUAGUAAAUGAAA